This is a messenger RNA of Cyphellophora europaea CBS 101466, 3435 nucleotides long. RefSeq lists its product as uncharacterized. Gene Ontology annotation, biological process: regulation of transcription by RNA polymerase II. The record is from RefSeq and is a predicted model, not a curated record. Bases 1 to 3435 code for a protein of 1144 amino acids. The transcript is spliced from 2 exons. Lineage: Eukaryota; Fungi; Ascomycota; Eurotiomycetes; Chaetothyriales; Cyphellophoraceae.
AUGGCGCCUUUGAGGACAGCGCAAGCGAGAACGAGACCGCGGCGCUCCGUCCCUAAGGCGCAAAUAAAUGGCUAUCACGAUUCCGACUUCGACACCAUGCCCUCCACCCCGCAAGACGACGAACCUCCUCUGAAGCGCAUGCGGACCUCAAGAUCAGCUACAACCUCAAGGUCCAAAUGGAUCCCAGGCGGAAGAGGUGGCGGUGGUAGACACGUGGACCUCGAAGAUGCGGGUGCCGUAACUCCACCACCCAAAGCCACCCCAGCCCCCAGACCGCGAGGGAGGCCAAGGAAAGACGCGAACAAGACGUUGCCGCCUAGAACCCCCCGCACCUCCGCGAGAAGUGCCAAUCGUGCAAGUGCCCAACGACCGAGAUACAGCACUGCUGCAGCCGCCACUGCCGCUGCUGCGCACGGCGACGGGUACAAGCCUAGAGAAGAGCGGGGAUGGGAGGAGUUCCAUGCUGACCUCGAUCUGGAGGCCGAUUUUGCUGUAAUUGCGUCAGAAGCGAUUGAUGGAACAGCCAAGAAGCAUGCCGCAGAUGGUGAGGAUCACGACCUGCAGAACCAUAGCGGAUCGUUCCAGGUUCCACCUGCCCUUGGAUCGCCGAAGAAGCGAGGGCGACCGCCCGGUCGUCGCACCGAUUCCAUGCUCCAUGCACUCCUGACACCAGAGACACCAAAAGUCGUUCCGCCUCCCGGGCCUAACCCGCGCGAAAGGCUGACACUACCGAAGCCUUCUUUCCGAGAGCUUGAUCCUUUCACAGCAUAUGAGGAGGCAAAUGGGGUCAAUUAUGUUGACAAGACCAUGGCCAGUGUAGGAUAUCAAGAGAGCGAGGUCUUCUUACGGCCUGAAAGAGCCAUGAUUCGGCAGACUGAAGGAUCGGCCGAGGAAGAUCUUGAACUCAGCCCUGAUCUGCUGAUCAAUGUCGAGAACUCGGCGAUCGGUUCAGGUGGUGUUGGCCGAGUUGAGUACGAUAUGGAUGAGCAGGAUGUCAAAUGGCUCGAUGCUUUCAACCGAAUACGGGUAGCCGAUGGUGCAGGCCCGAUUAAGCCGGCCAUCUUUGAGGUCACGAUGACGAAGAUCGAGAAAGAGUGGCAUGCGCUUGAGAAAAGAAUACCGAAACCAAACCCCAAAGCGCCACAAACGCAGCGACCACGAUCAAGCUCGGCGGCGGCGGUCAAUGGAGAACCUGCUGGUGAAGAAGGUGACACAAAGUGUGCUAUCUGCGACGAUGGUGACUGUGAGAAUGCCAAUGCGAUCGUCUUCUGCGAUGGAUGCGACCUGGCUGUGCAUCAGGAAUGUUAUGGCGUACCCUAUAUCCCGGAAGGUCAGUGGCUUUGUCGGAAGUGUCAGCUCGUGGGCAACUCCCGACCGAGCUGCAUCUUUUGUCCGCACGAGGGCGGAGCCUUCAAACAAACCAACAACGCAAAAUGGGCUCACCUGUUUUGCGCGAUCUGGAUUCCGGAGGUGCAGAUCGGCAACCCUUCACUGAUGGAACCGAUAACCGAUGUCGAGAAGGUUCCACCAAGUCGUUGGAAGCUGUUGUGCUAUAUUUGCAAUCAAGCAAUGGGUGCAAGUAUACAAUGUAGCGACGGAAGGUGUUACCGAGCCUUUCACUUGACUUGCGCACGCCAAGGCGGGUUAUACCUUCGGAUGAAGACCGGUGGCGGGCAAAAUACCCUGAUGGACCAGGCCGCAUUGCGCGCUUACUGCCAUCAACACUCCCCCAACGAUUGGAAGGCAGACCACAACACGGAUCGGGCCUACGAGAUGACGGUGAAGCAUUGCAAGAGCCACUUCAAGGGUCAAGUCUGGGCGGACAGCCGGGCUUCUGCGCUCGCAAUCGACGAUACUCCCGGACAAAGCAACGAGAAGGGCCCGCUCAAAGUUACACUCACAAACAAGAAGGGACAGAAGCAGAAGACUAUCUGGAGACUACCUUCUGGUGCGCCUGUUAUUCCUGAAGUCAUCCUCAAGUCCAUCGAAGACUCUCUCGUGCGCUUCUCGGUGCAGAAGAAGAAAGAGUAUGUCUCGGAGCUUUGCAAAUAUUGGACACUGAAGCGCGAGGCCCGUCGUGGCGCUGCCUUGCUCAAACGCCUUCAGUUGCAAAUGGACACUUUCAGCUCUUUCGAGGUGACACGCCGCGACUACAAGGCCCAAGGCUCAGUUGGUCGGGCGAGGCUUGAUCGGCGUAUCGAAUUUGCGGAGAUGCUAGAGCGCGAUCUCGAGCGCAUCCGACAAAUCUGUGAAAUGGUCAAACAGCGCGAGGCUGAUAAGCUGGCGGAGGCGCGAUUACUUCGGGACACUAUCAACAUUGUCUACUUCCCCAUGCCCCCUUUGCUCGAACCAAUCGUUGACAAAGCUAUGAAGCACGACAAGGAGCGGAUGUAUCGGCAAGGCUUGCUAGCCCUCAAAGACCGUGCCCGUGAAGGAGUCUUUACCUCUGUGACGGCUUUCUCGAAAGAGUUUGCUCAAGUUUUCGCCGACAAACUCGGGUCAAACGCGUCGAACUUCUCCGAAAUCAUACAGCAAGUUAGCGGCCGCGCUGAGGAUAUGGCUCCGGAGCAGAAAGAAAUGCGCUCACGAGCCCGCCAUAUUCUACGAGCGUGCCAACCAUUUCUGGAAGAUGCGAUACGGAAAGAGUCCGAAUUGACCGGCCGUCCAUUCGCCCAGCAGAUGAAAGAGCUUGAUCAAGCUUUAUUGUCUCGGCGGAACUCGGCAAUCGAUUACGCCAUGGAGGAUGCAACCAUUGUCGAGUCGAUAGAGCAGGCCAACGGUGUUGCUACACCUGAGCCGCAAGAUGUCGAGAUGCAAGAUGCAGACGAGCAAGUGCAGGUCGACGUGAUAGCUGAUGCCAAAGAUGUACCGGACGUCGAUGGCGCUGCAGCCGAAAGUGACACCGAACAUGGUCUUAGCGCUGUUGCUGACCUGGCUGCCGGACUCGCUGCAAACACUCCUCCUCCUUCUACUAAUGGCAUCAAGCACGAUCAUGAUACGGGUCCAGAGACGACUAUCAAUGUUGUCUCAGGUCCCAUCAACAGAGAUCCGGAACCCCCGACUCCGCCCAUGUCUCUCGAAAGCCAAGGGCAUGGACAGGCAUCGCACCCGGCUCUCAGCCACGGCGGCAUCCCUUGGUACGUGGAACAAUUCGACCCCAGUGGCACGACGAUCUUCGAAGAACGUUGGACUGGGCAGCAAGUCCUUAGAGAGAUGAGCGAGGAAUUGUCCGAGAUGGACGAAGAUGAGCUCCAGGGCUUGGGAGACGAAAAAAGCUUGGCUGUCGAUCAAUCGGAGGGCAUUGUGGUCGACGACGCGGACAUAUUGAUUGCAGAGGGCGGGAGAACCACUAGGGGUGGGAGGAAAGGGAAAGCAAAGAGGGGUACUGGUGGCGAAUGGGGCGACAAGAGCUUCAAGCAGCGACGAUGGCGAUGA